GCUUUUUGGUUCUCUCGAAAAACUUAUGUAUGAUGUUACAAUCAUCGGAACAGUUCGUAAUGGAGGAUCGCAAUCCUAUCGCGGUUACGGUGAAUGAUAAUAAUGGAGUUAAUGCUACUGACAGAUCGACCGAGAGCCCCGUGGAUAUGGCAGCUCAAAUGAAAAACUUUCCAGCGACCACUGGGCUCGCAUAUGUCUUCGAGGAAUAUGUCCAACCUUGUCUUAUGGAAGGUUUUGGUGUUUGGCUUUUUGUCUUUAUUGGUACUUUAGCAGUUGGGAACAUGUUUGCAAUCUGUGUAGCCGUUGCGCAUGGGUUUGUGAUAGCACUGCUGGUGGCUGGGUUUGGAAAUAUAAG
This is a messenger RNA of Owenia fusiformis, 355 nucleotides long. The record is from the annotation of a GenBank genome assembly. Lineage: Eukaryota; Metazoa; Annelida; Polychaeta; Sabellida; Oweniidae.